Molecule: messenger RNA, 935 nt
Organism: Cloeon dipterum
Lineage: Eukaryota; Metazoa; Arthropoda; Insecta; Ephemeroptera; Baetidae
Exons: 4
Coding region: 141-668 (175 amino acids)
Source: RefSeq, a predicted model, not a curated record
CCCACACAUUUCCCUGCAAUGUGUGUGCGUGGUGCAUCCGAGACGGAACAGUUAUAAUAUUCCUGAGAGCGGUUUGCCGGCAAUUUUUCAGCCGCGCACUAGCUCUCGUCGCGAACGCGUCGCCGAAUUGAGCAAAGGAGAUGCUGAGGCCGGUGGUGCUGUUGGUGCUGGUUGGAGUGCUGCGUCAGGUGGUUCACGCUGCUCCACCCAACUCGAAAAGUCGUUCCAUCCUGCUGAUCUCACCUCAGUGGCCGAUGUUCAUGCCGGUGCAGCAGCCGCCCCCAACCGAGUACGGCCCCCAGUCGAGGUCGCCGGAGGCCCAGCCAGGCCCCAUGAGACGCCGUCAGCAGCAGAUGCAGGCCUUCUACCCGGUUUCCAUAACGUUGUUCGAUCCCAGCAGCCGACAGGUGGCAGGGACGAUCCAGGGCUACGUGACCCAAGCGGUCGGCUUUUUGACCAACAGGGUGACGUCCGCCGUGACUGGCGCCCUCCCAACGUUGCCGAUCACCGUCAACGUGCCCGACUUGUUCACGGGGGUGGCUAACAGGGUGACGGCGGCCUCGGAGGUCGUGCAGACAGCCUGGCAGAACCGACCUGGCAACAACCCUACGGCCAUUGAUCCGCUGCCCGACCGACUACCCAACCCUGACGAUGAAUUCAUUCUCUGAAAUUGCAAAUCCUUCAUGCAGUUUUCGUUUGAUGCCUUUUUUGUUGCACCUGUUUUGAGAAAAAAUGCCAAAAACUAAAAUCUAAUCGACCGGUUAGCGACUUGAUAUUUUAAGGCGUCUAAGCAUCUUCAUUGGACAGGUGGUGUUAUUUCUUUUGUCAACCAAAACUAGUUAUGUAAUAAUUUAUUAUAAAAUUAAUAAUGUGCCACGUCAAAGCUAACAUUUAUAAACAUAUUUCUAAAUUAUAAAAGGUUCUCAAUCCCAUAA